Molecule: messenger RNA, 1871 nt
Organism: Aspergillus japonicus CBS 114.51
Lineage: Eukaryota; Fungi; Ascomycota; Eurotiomycetes; Eurotiales; Aspergillaceae
Product: putative phosphatidylinositol-3,4,5-trisphosphate 3-phosphatase
Exons: 3
Coding region: 105-1826 (573 amino acids)
Biological process (GO): negative regulation of cell population proliferation; phosphatidylinositol dephosphorylation; regulation of phosphatidylinositol 3-kinase/protein kinase B signal transduction
Cellular component (GO): cell projection; plasma membrane; nucleus
Molecular function (GO): protein tyrosine phosphatase activity; phosphatidylinositol-3,4,5-trisphosphate 3-phosphatase activity; protein tyrosine/serine/threonine phosphatase activity
Source: RefSeq, a predicted model, not a curated record
CAAUGACCAGGCCAGAGACGCGCAUGUUCUCUUCUAUAUCACCAGGAAUAGGUCUUUGAACUGGACCCUUCAUUUGCAGCACGUAGACUUUCCCUUAGAAUCUCAUGGCGUCGAUCCUACGACAGAUUGUCGCUGGUCCUAGACAGCAGCAUCCCGAAGCAGGCUUGGAUCUCUGUUACGUGACGGACAACUUGAUCGCAACAUCCGGUCCAUCUUCCAACUACCCGCAGCGCGCAUACAGAAACCCCCUUGACGAACUGGUCAAGUUCCUCGACUCCAAGCACGGCAGCGACUGGUGCAUUUGGGAAUUCCGUGCGGAGGGCACGGGAUACCCCGACUCGGAAGUAUAUGGCCGGAUCCAUCAUUACCCAUGGCCGGACCACCACCCGCCCCCGUUUGCUCUCCUUCCCGCCAUAACGGGGAGCAUGCGCAACUACAUCCAUCGACUGGAUGAUCCUCAGUCUGCAAACAAACUGAAAAGUGACAACAAGCCCGACAGGGUUGCCGUCGUUCACUGCAAGGCGGGAAAGGGCCGCAGUGGGACCGUCGCCUGCAGCUAUCUGAUCAGCCAGGAGGGAUGGAAGGCGGAGGACGCACUGCAGCGGUUCACGGAGCGCCGCAUGAGGGUUGGGUUCGGUGCCGGUGUCAGCAUACCUAGCCAGAUGCGCUGGGUGGGGUACGUCGAUCGGUGGUCGAAUCAGCUGGAAAAGAAGUACAUUGAACGGCCGGUUGAGAUCCUUGAGGUACAUGUCUGGGGCCUCCGAGAUGGGGUCAAGGUCGCCGUGGAGGGUUAUGUCGACCAGGGCAAGAAGAUCAAGAAGUUCCAUCGAUUCCACAAAACCGAGCGCACGGUCGUAGACGACGUGAAUGUGACACUUUCCGAAAGCAAGAAUGAAAACGCGCACCCGCUGCAGCAGAAGGGGAGCAGCAACAACAACAGCAACAGCGGUAGCCCCGAAGGAUCAUCCCCGACAGGUACCUCUACCCCCGAAAACCCGGCCGAUUCCGCGACACCGACAACAACAUCUUCAUCAACAGGUUCAACGUCAGCCAAACCCCAGAACAACCAAAUCAAACACAUCUCCAACGCCAUCUUCCGGCCCCGGCAGCCAAUCGUCAUCCCCACCUCUGACGUGAAUAUCGACUUCGAACGCCGUAGCAAGGCCGCCUACACAGGCUGGGCGAUGGUCACCUCAAUCGCGCACGUCUGGUUCAACGCCUACUUCGAGGGCGGCCAUGAGCACGACUCCGGGGUAUUUUCAAGCGAGUGGGACGCAUUGGACGGCAUCAAGGGUACCACCCGCAAAGGCGUCAAGGCCCUCGACCGCGUCAAAGUCGUCUGGCGCUACGCUCCCUCCAAGCAACACGGCAGUGAUGAGAGGAGUAGCAUCGACCAUACGACCAACAACGGAGCCACCACCGUGGACGAAGGCCAACCCAUCACCGAGCCCAAACCUGGUGAGCCAGCUCCCGAAACCCAACCCCCGGACUGGCACAUCCAUGCGACCGACUCCGACCAACAGGAGAAUCUGGACCCCGCCGAAUGUGGUAGUGCUUCAAGGAACCCGAGCUCCUCUUCCUCCUCUAAAAAGGACCACGGCCACCAUAAACACAAGCACGGACACAAAUCCUCGAUGGCGUCGGACCAUUCCAUGGCCGCGGAGCUGACGGCCACAGCCGCAGCGUCGAUCCAGGACUGGGGGAAACAUCUCGGGUUACGGAAGCAGACAGACGAGAGUAAGGAUGUCAGUCUAGCCGGGAGUGAGGAUGAGGUGCGAGAGUCCGGGGAAGGAGAGUUGUUGAAGCAGACGACGAAGAAGACGUGAAGAUUACCGUAAACUUGAUCUUCUUCCUCCCUAUCGUCUGAAAAG